AUGAAUGCUCAUACUGGUGCAUGGUAUCUUAAGAAGGUAGUCAUACGAUACAGUGAGACAGGAGGUUCAAGCUUGGGUGUAAGGUUCUUCUUUCGACAUCUAUUACAACCUUGGAAGGAUAGGAAUCCACAAGUAGAAGUAGUAACAACACAUAGUCAAUAUGAGCAUCCACAGCUUACUGGCGAAUGGGCUAGUGGUGAUACUUAUACUACUAAUAUGAGGAAGCUAAGACCCUGGCAAAUAGAGGAUUUAAUGAACCUAUACCGUAAUAGUGAAGGACCUAAUCUAUUCUUACGACAUGGGGGUCCUAGGAUAUGGACCGAACGAAGGAGUAUACAAGGAUUAUGGCAACCAUCACCUGAGG
Molecule: messenger RNA, 364 nt
Organism: Perkinsus marinus ATCC 50983
Lineage: Eukaryota; Perkinsozoa; Perkinsida; Perkinsidae
Exons: 4
Biological process (GO): mitochondrial translation
Cellular component (GO): mitochondrial large ribosomal subunit
Molecular function (GO): structural constituent of ribosome
Source: RefSeq, a predicted model, not a curated record